GAUUGGAAUCCUUAUAGCCGUCCGUUAGAGGCCAUCCACGGCUCAUAUUCAGAUAGCGUGGCAGAGCUCAGCAUGCGGCGGAAAUUAAUUUUAUAUCUUCUCACAUAUUUUCUCCCCUGCAUUCAUUCACCGCAUCUGCUACAGCACAGAAGAUUUCGCAAUGGCUGGCGGGCAGAUGUGUAUAAGAGCCGGAGUAGGGAUUAGCGGUGAUCACAUGGCAGGGGUUCAUGGAACCGCGGGGAUCAUCUUUAAAAGCAGCUUCUUUGGACAGCCUGUCACUUCCGUUUCUACUGUGAGAUCGGUAGGAGGCCGGAAGAAGCUUAGCAACUUGGCUCGCAGGGUGCUUUCCAUGUCCUUGGCUACUGAAAUCGCCAAGCAAAAAUUAGUAAAUACUCCAGAAACAGAAAGGGUAGAUCCUAGGACAGUUGUAUCUGUUAUUCUUGGAGGUGGUGCUGGCACUAGACUUUUCCCACUUACAAAGAGGAGAGCCAAACCAGCAGUUCCUAUUGGGGGUGCAUAUCGUUUAAUUGAUGUGCCAAUGAGCAACUGUAUCAAUAGUGGAAUCAACAAGGUUUACAUUCUUACACAAUUUAAUUCAGCUUCUCUCAAUAGACACCUUUCAAGGGCCUACAACUUUUGUAAUGGAGUAAACUUUGGAGAUGGUUUUGUUGAGGCCUUGGCUGCUACUCAAAGACCUGGAGAGAGGGGAAAAAAUUGGUUUCAAGGUACUGCAGACGCUGUACGUCAAUUUCAUUGGCUUUUUGAGGAUGCAAGAAGUAAGGAAAUUGAGGAUGUCCUGAUCCUAUCUGGAGAUCACUUGUACCGUAUGGAUUACAUGGACUUCGUUCAGAAUCAUAGAAGUAGUGGUGCAGAUAUUAGCAUUUCAUGCGUCCCUAUGGAUGAUAGUCGUGCAUCUGAUUUUGGGUUAAUGAAGAUUGAUGAUGAUGGUCGAGUCCUCUACUUUAGUGAGAAGCCAAAAGGAAAGGACCUUCAAGCAAUGGGAGUGGACACAACUAUUUUGGGCUUGUCACCAGAAGAUGCAAAGAAAAAGCCAUAUAUUGCAUCAAUGGGUGUAUAUGUAUUUAAAAAGGAUAUCCUCUUGAAUCUUCUCAGAUGGCGCUUUCCUACUGCAAAUGACUUUGGCUUAGAAAUUAUUCCUGCCUCAGCAAAAGAGUAUGUUGUAAAGGCAUAUUUAUUUGAUGAUUAUUGGGAAGACAUUGGUACCAUUAAAUCUUUUUUUGAGGCAAAUCUUGCACUCACUGCACAGCCACCAAAGUUCAGCUUCUAUGAUGCAGCAAAGCCUAUUUAUACAGCACCCCGGAGUAUACCACCAACCAAAGUUGAGCAAUCUAAGGUAGUGGAUUCAAUUGUUUCUCAUGGUUGUUUCUUGCAAAGCUGUUCUAUCGAGCACUCAAUAAUUGGUCUCCGAUCUUGGAUAGAAUCUGGUGUUUCCUUAAAGGAUACAGUGAUGCUUGGUGCAGAUUUCUAUGAAACAGAUGCUGAAAGAACUUCACUUCUUGCGGAAGGUGGAGUUUCUAUAGGAAUUGGACAAAACACCAAUAUCAGGAACUGUAUUAUUGACAAAAAUGCACGGAUUGGGAAGAAUGUCACCAUUGCUAAUGCAGAGAAUAUACAAGAGGCUGAUAGAACUACUGAUGGAUUUUAUAUUCGUUCUGGAAUCACCGUAGUCCUAAAGAACUCAACAAUCAAGGAUGGGUCAGUCAUUUAAAAAGCAAGCAAAAGAAAGUUAUGAAUUUCUACAUCUUUGGUGUUAGUACUGCAUGGUUUUAAAUCAAGCUAAAAACAAAGUUCAAGAGAUCGCUUGCCUUAAUAGCUGUAAAACUAUAGCUCAGAGGAUGUUUUUCAUGUUUCCAUUUUCCCUGAUGUACAUCGAAGAGAGUGUCAAUUAUAUAAGAUGAAUAUGUAAAAUGUUUUUAGCAUAUCUAGUGAGUAGAGUCUCAUUCUUUUAUUCAUUCAUUGAGACUUCUUGUAUCUAAAUUAACUAUCAAUAUACCUCUGCAUAAAGAAGAGAAAAUAAUAGUAGUUUUUUUGAAUUGUAGAAGUCUUAUUUUGUUGGAUGCAAUACGAAAAUAAUCAUAAUAAUAAUUCUUGCUUUUGCGAAUGUCCUCAUAUCUCAUGUAACAACAUUCCAAGCGGCCACUUUGUAACUUUAUUAUUGGUUAUUCUCAUUCAACUUUGAAAUGAGCUGAGCAUUGCUCUGUUUCCUAUUAAAGAAUAACUACUGCAGGAUGAUAGAGAUGAAUGUUUUCCAACCAUUUCAAUCUUAUGAUUAAAAAUAACCGUGUUGAAUUUCUUCA
Cryptomeria japonica (Japanese cedar) is the source of this 2318-nucleotide messenger RNA. Its product is annotated as glucose-1-phosphate adenylyltransferase large subunit 3, chloroplastic/amyloplastic. Gene Ontology annotation, biological process: glycogen biosynthetic process. Gene Ontology annotation, molecular function: glucose-1-phosphate adenylyltransferase activity. The record is from RefSeq and is a predicted model, not a curated record. Lineage: Eukaryota; Viridiplantae; Streptophyta; Pinopsida; Cupressales; Cupressaceae. The transcript is spliced from 16 exons. Bases 161 to 1729 code for a protein of 522 amino acids.